CCAUAUCUCAAGAGUUUGUAAUCCAAUCAGGAGGCGUUGAUUUCUGUCCUCCAAUAAACAACAUCGAACAUUUCGCGCCCGGGAAAUCCCACAAAUGGCAAACCAAUUCAAUCCCGCGUAGUCGUGUGUUGGAGUUUGAUCCCCUUCAUAUUCUGGAAGUGGAAACUAAGACAAUCCUUAAAUAUUUCGUGAAUUCGACUGUUCCUCUGAGAUUUACUUCGGCCUUUUCUACCAGCAAACUAAACGUGAGAAUGAAGGGAAUACCUGAGAGCAAGUUACUGGAAAUAGCUGACGACAUCGGAAACAGAGAUGUCGUGAAGAUAGGUGUAAGCGGAGGGCUGACUCGACCUCAAGUCGAGAGUCUAGAUUCAGACUGCUACAAGGUUUUAACCAAAAUCAUGGCUGAUACCACUCCCAGAGAGCAGAAGAGUAAACUUCGUCAAAUACUGACUGACUGUAAUCACACAGCAGCCGCGGACACACAUCUGCCUACACGUAAGAAGACUGCCCCGAAAACCAAUCUGCCCAAGAAACGGGAACUGGAGUCGCCUACUAUACCUACCGAGGACGCCACUCCUGCUAAAAAGAAACCUAGAGCAAAGUCCAAACUCGAAACAGAGAAGAUGAAACUUAAACAGUUGAAAGCAGAUCAGGACGUUUUACGUAAAAAGCAGAAGGAGAUAGAUAAAGAUAUUGACCAGAAUAGUAAGGAAUUAGAGAAGACUCAGAACGUUGUAAAGAAAUUGAUGGAGCAGGAAAUACAAGAUGAUAUGAAAAAAAUUGAGAAACGUAAAAAGGAGCUAGAUAAAUUGAGUUUACCUGGAAUAAGUACAUCUCAGAAGUCCACAUCCAAUACAAACUCAUGAUUUCCUUUAUACAUUUAGACUUGAUCUUGUAUUUCUAAAUAUUCCAUUAAUUUCUGAUGCCUCACUUUCAGUAAUAAUGAUAAUAAUUGUAAUUUUUGUUAUGGUACUAUUAGUUUUACACUAACAUGUAUAUGAAAUGAAUUGUCCUCAAAUUUAUCAUACAUGACACAUCCACCUUACUGAUUUAAAUUCAUAAAAUUUAUUCAUAGUAGUUUUCCCGUUCCAACUCAGCUCUAUUUCUUUUCUUUUUUUCCACAUUGUAGUAACAUAUUGAAUGACGAUUAGAAUAAUCAUAGGUGUGUAUCUUAUAUUGUAAAUAGCUCUCAUUUGAAUGUAUUUCGCAUGUUUCCACAUGCAUCUCCCUGCUUCCAUUGCUUCAAUGGUUGUUUCUUUUUUAAUAUAUCUAAAUGUGUUUUGAUGGCAUUUUAAUCUCUCGAAAGUCUCUGAAAACCUUUUGGCUAAAGGCAACUGCCUUCAUUUUAUAUGUUUAUCAUUCUGUAUUUGUUUUAGUAUUAUUAAGGUAGACUGAAAUUGGGAGCGCUUUGUGCCAUUCGGGAAAAGCGUUUUAUAAAUAUGGGGUAUUAUCAGUAUAUAUUUUAUUCAUUUCACUUUUCUUGUAAUUUGUAAACUAUCGACCCUUGAUGGGAGAGCCUUUAAUAUAAACUAGUUUCCUACUGGCUUUUCCUGGCCAUGGGUCAAUAGGUCUUUUAAUGUUCGUAUAUUCAUGACAUUUGGAAUGUUUUGUAUUUCUUCUGCAAGAAAUAAAGUAAA
Lytechinus variegatus (green sea urchin) is the source of this 1637-nucleotide messenger RNA. RefSeq lists its product as uncharacterized. Bases 252 to 866 code for a protein of 204 amino acids. Lineage: Eukaryota; Metazoa; Echinodermata; Echinoidea; Temnopleuroida; Toxopneustidae. The transcript is spliced from 3 exons. The record is from RefSeq and is a predicted model, not a curated record.